AGCAGGGCCACCGUCCCCUCACCUCUCAAAGCUGUUGAGGAAGAGCGCUCUGGUCUUUGAGAGGAGCAUCCCCGCGACCAUGGUUCCUGCUAUGAGACUGCUGGCCUUCUGCUUGCUGGCUGCUGCUUGGUAUUUCACUGCAUCAGAGGGAGAGGUCAUCUACUCCUGCCACAACGAAACUGCUGAACUGAAAUGUGAGGUGGGCAGCAAGAUCAAGCUGAACCACAUCCUGUACAAGGUAGGCGUGGGCACCCGGUGUGGGGAGGGCAAGCGCCACCCAGAGGACGGCCCCGGCUCCUACUGCACGUUCCCCUGGGCGGAGUUGGUGGUGGAGGACCUGUGUGGCGGUAAGAAGUCCUGUGAGGUCCCGGUCACCGAGCACGUGUUUGGAGAAUACCCCUGCAAGGAGCAGACCCGCUACCUAGAGGUCUCCUACGACUGCAGCCCACCCCCUGUCCCCCAGGAGCCUUGACAAGUAGGCCUAUGGACAUCAUAGCUCGCCCGAGUAUGUUGAGCCCAAAAUACUGAUCAACCAUGAUGAAUCUUAAUCGCCCUUCACCUUCCUUCAUCAGUCAACAGAUUGGAUUUAGGAUUAUGUACAAAUUAUGAACUUUUAAAACGAAAACUGUUUAUAAAAGUGUAAAUCACUUUUCAUAGAAAAUGAUCUCUUCUGUCAAGUAAAGUUAAUGGUAAAUAAAAUAAAUGAUUGACAAAUGCG
Messenger RNA from Gadus morhua (Atlantic cod), 718 nucleotides. RefSeq names its product L-rhamnose-binding lectin ELEL-1. Bases 80 to 472 code for a protein of 130 amino acids. The transcript is spliced from 6 exons. Lineage: Eukaryota; Metazoa; Chordata; Actinopteri; Gadiformes; Gadidae. Gene Ontology annotation, molecular function: carbohydrate binding. The record is from RefSeq and is a predicted model, not a curated record.